AUGCAUCUUCAUCCUCGAGUCGUGAAAAGCGCUCUUCUGGCUGCAUCCACCUCGUUGAAUGUUCCAGUGUCACCGGAGGCCCCGGACAGCGCUGUCCAAGCUCAUUCUAAUUUUGUCGGCUUCGGGUUUGAGACGGCGUUUAUCAAUGAUUAUGCGAAUAAAUUCACUCACAAUCUGCUCGGAUCUAUUGCUGAGCGAGUGGGCACAACACCAACAAUUCGCAUUGGUGGGACCAGCGGUGACCGCGUACUCUUUGAUCCAAGCCAGGAUGAGGUGAAGGUCUGCAUUGCCGGCGAUUGCCCGAUUGGCUCCUCGGCAACGUACAUCCUAGGGCCCAGCUAUUUCGAUGGCUUUUUGAACUUUCAAGACUUUGACAUGACUUUCCAAGCUCCACUGGGUCCUACGCUCAACAUCUCAAAUACUCUUACAUACGUGUCUCGGGCAUACAAGAAUGUCGGCAAAGACCGUUUGGCGGCGAUCGCCAUUGGAAACGAGCCUAAUCUUUAUCCUUCACAAUACGGCGUUACAUAUACAGCUGAUCAAUAUGUCAAUGAUUCGAAGACAGUCAUGAGCGAUGUUUCGAGCUCUCUGGGAUUGACUCCGUCACGGAUAUUCGAGGUGCUUGAGUUUGCAAUAGGAAGUCCGGUCUUUAACCUCAUCGAUGCAUUCGAGGAUAAUAUCGAUAGCUCCGACAACGUCAAAGUCGCGGCCUGGCACUACUAUCAGCUCGGGACUGACUAUACGACAGUGGCGCAACAGCAGACCCAUCUUAUGAACCACACCGCUAUCACCUCAUUGUUCAGUUCUUUCGCCUCUCAAAUCGCAUAUCUACAAGCCAACGAUCCUGAUGUCCAGUUUGUGUUGAGUGAAACCGGUUCUGGAACCUCGAGCGCUAUUCAAAUCCAGGCUGGAUUCGGAGCGGCCCUAUGGUGCAUCGACUUCCAGUUAUACAGCUUGACGCAGGGUGUCUCUCGAGUUGAUGCCACGCACCGUCCUGCAGCUCUACACAGUUACUGGGUGCCAGACGACUCUGCCGGAGACACAAACCCCGGGCCCCAGGUGCGCGGCGUCUGGUACGCGCUGCCAUUCAUUGCGGAUUUCAUUGGACAAGACCCAGGCAAGGUUGCAGAGGUGGAUCUGGGGUCUGAUGUGCUCACAGCAUAUGCGAUAUACGACGCAUCUACCAAUCGUUUGUCCAAAGUCGCGCUGAUCAACCUCCGCGCAUGGGUGGAAGGAGAAAUCACGAGUGCUAGAGGGUCAGAAAAUGUCACAAUUUCAAUCAGCUCUGGAAAUUCUACCUACAAGGUGCAGCGCCUUGUGUCUGCUGCUGGUGCCCAGGCGAUGGGAUUCGAUUAUGGCGGUCCAACCGAGAACAUCACCUGGGCCGGUGAGCAAUGGAGCUACUCGAUCGAUCAAGGUAAAGGACACCUAGUGACUGGUGUCCCGACAGAGGAGACUCAUAUUGUUACCGAUGGCGAGGUGAAAAUUGAAGUAUCGGAUAGCGAGGCCGUUCUUGUUACAUUCUACGGAUUGUAA
This is a messenger RNA of Penicillium riverlandense, 1536 nucleotides long. RefSeq names its product glycosyl hydrolase family 79 C-terminal domain-containing protein. NCBI's taxonomy places the organism in Eukaryota, Fungi, Ascomycota, Eurotiomycetes, Eurotiales, Aspergillaceae. Bases 1 to 1536 code for a protein of 511 amino acids. The record is from RefSeq and is a predicted model, not a curated record. The transcript has 2 exons.